This is a messenger RNA of Sabethes cyaneus, 1866 nucleotides long. RefSeq names its product O-acyltransferase like protein-like. The record is from RefSeq and is a predicted model, not a curated record. The transcript has 9 exons. Bases 37 to 1866 code for a protein of 609 amino acids. Gene Ontology annotation, molecular function: acyltransferase activity, transferring groups other than amino-acyl groups. Lineage: Eukaryota; Metazoa; Arthropoda; Insecta; Diptera; Culicidae.
UUUUCGAGGAUACAUGGGGUUGUCAAUUCGCAAAGGAUGGAUGUAAAACUGAAGCUGCCAAAGUUAUACCAGUAUGAUGACUUCGAUGAGUGCCGAAAAGGAAACCCUUUUUACCAAUACUGUGUGGUGCGUACCGUUAUAUAUCCGGAUGAAAGUUCAGAAAUAUGGCGAAACAUUAGUCUACUUUCGGCAAAUUCCCUCAACUUCCCGCGCGAUCAGCUUGAACGCGGUGUUUGCGUACAAAACUGCCUGCGACGGAUUUCGGAGGCCACCGGACAAAUCUACAAAGGCGGCGAUUUGGAUCGUCAAAUCAACUAUGUCGGCCAAUGUGUCAACAGAGAAAUCUAUGAAUCACAUCGGCUGCUUGGGUCAUCGACAGUCUUGCACUGCCUCUCAGAGGAUGAUUUUCAACGAGAGUUCAGUUUUAACGAAAAAUGUUUUCUCGGAUUAACGGCAGUGCUGAUUUUACUAGUAAAAAUCGCCACAGUGCGCGAUUUUCGCGGAAUUGAAGGAAGAUUCGAUCGCCUUCUGAAACCAUUUGCUCUGAACCGCAGCAUUAAAGCAUUGCUGGAUAUUAAUAGAUCCAAUGAAAAUCUUCAUUAUUUAGAAGGCCUGCGUGCCAUUGGCAUGCUCGUGAUCCUUCUUGUGCAUGCAUCAUUACCGAUAAUUCGGAUGCCAUUAAGCAAUCCGGAAGAUGUGGAAGAGCAAACCAACCACCCAUCAUUUCCCAUGUGGAACUCAUUCAACACGCACAUGAUUCAGUUUUUCUUCACCCUCGGAGGAAUGGUGCUGGCCGUCAGUUUCCUGAAUCACAUCGAUCGGCAACCGAACUUUAAUUAUCGUUAUCUUUGGAAGAAACUGCUGAACAGAUUGAGCCGAAUCAUUCCGGCAUAUGCAUUUUUAAUUUUCUAUCAAGCAACAUUAUUCAAACGCACCAAACAAACGCCGGUGGCGGCAAAGUUUAUCGAUUACUGCAGUGAACACUGGUGGGGAAACCUUCUGUUCAUCAACAACCACAUUCAUUUGGAUGAACCGUGCAUGAAAUUUGGCUGGUAUUUGGGGGCGGAUUUUCAACUAUUCCUCAUGGGCCUGGCAAUUAUGGCAUUGAUUUGGCGAUUCCCUGGCAGUAAAAAGACAUGCGUCACUGUACUGAUUUUGAUUGUUUUUCUACUUCCAGGAUAUGUAAUUUACACAGAAGAAUUAGAUUCAACCAUGAAUUUUAAUAUGCGAGACGCGCUUGGCGAGCUACGGGAAAGCAAAUUUUUCCUGGAAUUUUACACCCCAGCAUUAACGAACGUUGGAUCAUAUUUUUUUGGAAUCAUAACCGGAAUUGUGUAUCACUCGAUUGUUCGAAAUAACCUUCAGUUGAAGGUGCAAUUUUAUGGGCCAAAAGUUUUACGAGCUGGCUUGGUUGCACUCUGCAUUCUGAAUGGAUUUCUUGUUGUUCUGCCAUCGAUGGUGCCGAAAAAACCGUCAUUAUUUUUGGCAGUUUAUGGAACAGCUCUGAAAUCCAGCUUCGGAAUUGUUUAUUCAAUACUGUUCUGUUAUUUUGGUUGCAAAUCGAACUCUAUUUCCGUAGCCUUUCUCGAACAUCCCGUACUGCAGGUGAUUGGAAGAUUGAGUUACAGUAUCUAUAUUGUUCAAUAUUCAGUAAUAUAUACUUUAUAUUCUAAUAUGAAAGUGCCCAUCAUGUACAAUGCUUUCAAUAUGUUUUUCAUCUCAGCCGCAAUUGUGACGAUGACGUUUGUGUGUGGCAUUAUGCUGCAUUUGGUCAUGGAGAUACCUUGCCAUUCUGUAUUGAAACAAAUAAUCGAUGGAAAAAUAUCUGUGAUAAACCUAAUCAAACCGUUAGAUAAAGUAAAAUGA